Molecule: messenger RNA, 1799 nt
Organism: Pseudomassariella vexata
Lineage: Eukaryota; Fungi; Ascomycota; Sordariomycetes; Amphisphaeriales; Pseudomassariaceae
Exons: 2
Coding region: 258-1619 (453 amino acids)
Biological process (GO): regulation of DNA-templated transcription
Molecular function (GO): zinc ion binding; protein binding; sequence-specific DNA binding
Source: RefSeq, a predicted model, not a curated record
CGAACAACCUGCCGCAGACAUGAGAACUGAUAGUCUGCCCCUUACCUCAAUCCCCUCGUCAUCGGCAAUUCCACUUCUCCAUCGCAGCCCGCCCAAGUAGGAAGGUUUCAAGCCGCAGCUGUUACGAAAUGGAUCCUCCACCAAAUUCUGCCAACAUGUUCGGCUAUGCGUCGGGCAGCAUGAACCCAGUAAACAUCUCCCACCGACACAUGGUGCCAGCCCGACUCCCUGGCUAACAGCUUCAGAACCAAAAUGACAUGAUGGCGCUCCUUGACAGCCCCAUGUUCAGCAACUUUGAAGGAGUCCAAAUGCUCGACGGCCUCCCCUCGUACGACACAUCGGCCCAACAGCAGCAUCACUAUCCAUCCAUAUCCGACACAUCAAGUACCCAGAAUAUGGCUCAUUCUGACCGAUUUGGGUCCAACGCUGAGGAUAGUCCAGUUGCGUCCACGAAUACGACCUACAAUACCCCUGUCGCGGCCACACAGCAGCCAUCAAGCUUACCUGGAGGCAGCACCUUGACCGAGUUUACAAAGCGCAGAAAUUGGCCAGCCAAGAUUGUCGAGGAACUCAAGGACUUCUUGCAGAUUCUAGACGCGCAUGGACGGGUCAAAUAUGUGUCGCCAAGUGUCACAACCCUGACAGGAUACUCGUCGGACGAGAUCGUCGACGCCUUCCUUAAGGAUCUUAUUCAUCCAGACGAUGUAGGCACAUUCACAUCCGAGAUGAAUGAGUCGAUAGCCACCGGUACCUCACUGCGCAUGUUCUACCGACUGAAAAAGAAGGAUGGUAGCUACGCCAUCUUCGAAUCGGUGGGCCAUGCACAUAUUGCCUCUGCCAAAUUCGCUCCCAAUCCCGACAACAAGACGCCAUUCUGCCAAGCUGUUUUCGUCAUGUCGCGGCCAUAUCCCACGAGGAAUGCUCAGCUUUUGGACUCUUUCCUGGAGCACAAGAUAGAGAACGAAAGACUGCGACGACGGAUCAUGGAGUUGCGGCGUGAGGAGGAAGAGGAAGAGGAGGCGUCCCAGAAGAGCUGGCUUGAGAGUCAAGACGCGCCAUCAGUGACACCUUCAGAAGGCAUGGCAUCUUCGGCGGGCACGGCUUUCUACAAUCCCCAAAAUGCGGAUUCGCAAGCAAUGCCACCUCCGGAGAGACCGUCAUCAUUAAACAUGACGUUGACGAGAGAGAACCUGGAGGGUGCGACAGCUGGUGCGCGUCGCGACUCCAUCCGCGAUAAGAUGGCGAGAUACGAGGCCGCAUCCCAUACGGAUACUAUUGAGAUGCUAACAGGGCUGAGAUAUGUCGAGGGAGAGCGUAGCCUUGGAAUCACCACAGGGAAUGCCAGUCCGACUUUGGUCAAAGGUGAUGCUGGCAUCGCGAUUCCUAUCGACCGGGAUCCGCGGACCGGGGAGAAGAAGAAGAAGCUCAAAGUCGCCGAGGAGUAUGUUUGUACAGACUGCGGCACGCUUGACUCGCCCGAAUGGCGCAAAGGACCGAGUGGGCCGAAGACACUUUGCAACGCCUGUGGGCUCAGGUGGGCCAAGAAGGAAAAGAAGAAGAACGCCGGUGGUGCAGCCUCCUCUGGCCACAGCCAGUCGAUGAAUAUGGCUGAGCCUUGAAGUGCAGUCCAGCACGGCUGGAGACUAUAGAAAAUUGGGUUUGGCGCAUGGCUUACAGACUUUAUAUCCAGGUGUUGCAUCAUUGGAGAAACGGUUCUCGGCAUCGGUGUCCAGGGAAAAUAUAAGGGGAGGGUACUUUACUUAUUUGAUGGUUGUUUUUGAUGCUUUACAUACGUGUGU